Messenger RNA from Ostreococcus tauri, 1641 nucleotides. Its product is annotated as Tetratricopeptide repeat. Gene Ontology annotation, biological process: cell division. The record is from RefSeq and is a predicted model, not a curated record. The transcript is spliced from 2 exons. Lineage: Eukaryota; Viridiplantae; Chlorophyta; Mamiellophyceae; Mamiellales; Bathycoccaceae. Gene Ontology annotation, molecular function: protein binding. Bases 1 to 1641 code for a protein of 546 amino acids.
AUGGCGCGCGACGCGGCGACCGCCGCCCGAUCGGACGCCCGGGAUGAAUCGAGCUUCGUGGACAGCACGGCGCCGGUCUACGCCGCGUUCGCGGAAGAUCUGAGUGGAUUCUUCGGACGGUGGACGCUCGGUGAGCGCGCGCCGCGGGCGCGGAGGCUCGGGACGCCGCCGAAGAGCGGCGACAGCGGAAGACGCGUGCGCGCGACGAGCCCGGUGCGAGAACCCAUGUGGUUGGACGAGACGGACGAGGACGACGAAUACAUGUUCAAUGAUGACGAAGGAAUGACGCCGGUGCCGGUGAGUCGGUUUAGGGCGAGGGCGGAGCGCGCGCGCGGGACGCGGACGGCGCGGCGGUUGGGGAAUUUCGCGAAAGGCGCGGCGAUGGGUUUCAAGAGGUUGACGGGUAGAGCGGCGAGAACGUUGGUCGGGGUUCUGAGCGAUCGAUCGAGCGUGUUCGAUUUCAAAAUGUUCAAGUUUUUUACCUUGGUGCUAAACGUGACGCUGAGCACGUUUGAGAUUCCGAGGCAGUUGAUCCUGAUUCCGCUCAUCAUCGCCAGCCGUUUGCAGUUCGCCCCGGAGUGGUUGUUGGCCAUGUUCGAUUACGUGCCAGAGUGGAAUAGAGCGCCGGCGGCGAAGGGGAAGAAGAAAGAGGGACAGCAGGAGAAGAAGAUAGAUUUCAAGUUUCCAAAGCUCAAGUGGAACGCGUUGAAAUCGUGGGAAAACGCCAUGCAGGUUGGACGGGAGACCCUGCGCAUAGCCGAGUCGCGAGACGUGAACCACGAGACCAAGGAGACCAAGACGCAGUUUGAGAAGUUUAUGAAAGAGGCAAGUGAGUACGACGCGGCGUGUGAGUCGACCAAGGCGCAGGAGGCGUUCGAACAAGCGUUGAAGCUUCAACCGCACAAUUCAGACGCUUUGUGUGGACUGAGCAAAGAGCUCAGCGACCGCGUGUUCGAUCACGAUAUCUUCCACAACAAGGCGUUGGCGAGAGAGUUCGCGAUACGAGCGAGCGAACACGCCGCACGCGCGAUCGAGUUGGCGCCGAACGACGCGCAGGCUUACAUUGCGUUCUCCGUCGCCAACGCGCGCCUGAGCAUGUUCUCCGAGGCGAGGCAAAAGGUUGAGCUCACGCACUCCAUCAAAGCGAAUUUAUUGAAGGCAUUAGAGCUCGACCCAAAGUGUGACUACGCCUAUCACGUGCUCGCGCGAUUCGAGCACACCAUGGCGCACAUCGGUGGGUUGAUGCGUUAUUUGAUUAAAAGGCUCUACGGCGCCAUCGAGCCGGCGACCAUCGAGCAGGCGGAGGAGUACUUCCGAAAAGCCAUCGAAAUCAAUCCCAAGCGUUUGAUUCACGGCGUGGAACUGGCUAAGCUCUUGUACGAGACUAAACGCUACGACGAGUGCCGUGAGCUCCUCACGCGAUCGCUCGAGAUGGAGAUCGAGGACGUAAACAGUCAGCGCACCAAGCUCGACGGCGAGUCCCUCAUGCGAAAGCUCACGCACAAGCUCAACCGCACCCCGAGCCGCGGUUUGAUGUCUCGCACCCCGAGCAAGCGCAGCCUUCCCAGAACAUCCUCCUCCCUCUCAUCCACUCCGCUCAUUCGCUCCGAGGGCAAGGGCAGCGGUGUAUUUACCCCGUGA